Messenger RNA from Diaporthe citri, 438 nucleotides. RefSeq lists its product as uncharacterized. The transcript is spliced from 2 exons. Lineage: Eukaryota; Fungi; Ascomycota; Sordariomycetes; Diaporthales; Diaporthaceae. The record is from RefSeq and is a predicted model, not a curated record. The coding region runs from base 1 to 438 and encodes 145 amino acids.
AUGUCCUCCACCUGUGCUCUGAGACUCACCUCCACGGCCUUGCGACCCAGCCUGUCCGCCACCUAUCGAGCGCAAGCCCAGGUCGCACGACCUGCAGCCGUCUUCCAGGCUCGUCGCUAUGCUUCCAAAGGUGAGGGCGAGAAGGACGAUCUUGGUGGCCCGGGCGGACAGGAGCCUCCAGAUCCCCAGGCGCGCGCGGACCAGAACAGGAGCAUGCGCAACAAGACUAUCGCGGGGAUGCUCCUCGCCAUCAGUGUCCCCCUGUUCUACAUGGUCGGCCAGCCCGGCAAGAUCGCCGAGAAGGAGCUGGACAACAAUUCUGCUGGGCCAUUUGCCAAGAACAAUCCGGGCGAGAAUCUGAACAAGGUCCAGGGAGGGUUGCCGGGCGGCCGUCAGGAGCAACGGAAUCAAUGGGAAGGCAAAGGAGGUCAGGAUUGA